Molecule: messenger RNA, 2096 nt
Organism: Antechinus flavipes (yellow-footed antechinus)
Lineage: Eukaryota; Metazoa; Chordata; Mammalia; Dasyuromorphia; Dasyuridae
Gene: MNMIP1
Product: SH3 domain containing 21
Exons: 17
Coding region: 72-1805 (577 amino acids)
Molecular function (GO): protein binding
Source: RefSeq, a predicted model, not a curated record
CUCACGACUGGCUUCCCCCUUUCCCAGGCUGGCGGAGCCGAGCCAGCCCAUCCCUGGAGUCCCCAGACGCCAUGGAGGUGCUGGUGCUGGAGGACUACCAGGCUCAGCGGGAGGACGAGCUGACCCUAGCCGCGGGAGACGUGCUCCGGGACGUGCGCCAGGGGCCCGAGGACGGCUGGCUCCUGGGGGCGCUGGGAGAACGCCGCGGUCUCUUCCCUCAAGUCAUCGUCCAGGAGAUCCCGGAGAAUCUACGGGCCGACGGAAGCACCCGAAGGCCCCGCUCUACGCGCCGAGGUCAGCCCGGGGGCCCUCCAGCUGCCCAGCGAUGGUGUAAAGUGAACUUUAGCUACAGCCCAGAACAGCCCGACGAGCUAAAGCUCCAGGCAGGGGAGAUAGUCCAGGUGCUUCGAGAGAUUGAAGAUGGUUGGUGGCUGGGGAAGAAGAAUGGGCAGCUGGGGGCCUUUCCCUCCAACUUUGUGCAAGAGCUGGACUACAGGCCCUAUGGUGCCAUCAUCCCUGAUGUCAUCCCCAGGGCCACUGGAGUGGUCCAGACUUCUCUGAAGCUGACCGGGACCCAGGAAGACACUCCCGAAUACCCCAUAACAGCAUCUGAAAGCUGUCGAGUUCUGUUUGACUAUGAGCCUGAGGCACCCGACGAGCUGGCCCUGCAGAAGGGUACUGUGGUGAAGGUGUUAACAAAGAACACAGAGAACCCUGGCUGGUGGGAGGGGGAAUAUGAAGGCAAACGAGGAUUUUUCCCAGACAAUUUUGUCCUCUUGCUGCCCCAGAUUAAGCUCCCAGUCCAUCAUCGGCUGAGUCCCCAGGAAGCAGUGUUUGGGCGAGAAAACCAUGUCUGCAAUGGGAGGAAUCGGAUGUCCAAGGAAACAAGAGCUACUACUAUUAAGAAGAUGGAGUCUAAAAUCACCCUACCCCCCAUCAAAAAGAUGUCUUCAGCCUCUAACAGGCCCUCCAAGCCUCGGCCCUCCACACCCAGGCCGCCGGCAGCAGGACCAAAUGGGGACAAGUUGAAGACCUCUCGAGAACAAGGAGGAAAAGAAGAUGGUGGUAGCAAAGGAGGAUCAGAAGGAGGUAGAGGAAUUCCAGGAGGCAAAAGCAAUGACAGAAGCAGUGAUGACUCCAAGACUCGGUGGAAGCCUCAGGGUCGAAAUCCCCCCAACUUCAGCCAGACCCCCACUCCUGGACAUGAGGAAGACAGGUCCAGUUUGACAAAGAGCCAGCAGCCUAAGACCAAACAAAACGCUUUGGAUAAAGCUGUUUUUCGGGAUAAAUCGUUCCAAGAGAAGGCCCUUUCCCGGGAGAAGAAACAAUGUGAAAAGCCUACUAAUCGGGACAACUCCUUCCCAGUGGAUAAGCCCCCUCCCUCGGAGAAGAACCUCGGGGGGACCCCCUCCACGGACCAAGACUCGGUGGACAAGGUCAACCCCUCCACUGUGGACAAGCGGCCCCCUUCGUCCAAACCCUCUUCUGAAAAGCUGCCCUCAAACAAGGCGGCCCCAGAGCAUCCCCCCUCGGGCUCCCAGGUAGCCCCGGGCACUGCCCAAUCGGAGCGGAGGCUGCCCGCUGUGGGGGACAGAGUGCCCGAGACCACCCUGAUCCAUUUGACAGAGCGCAUGGAUCAGAUGCAGGCCGAAGUCUCUUCUCUGAGGGGUUCGAUGUCGUGUCUCGUGUCACAGCUGCAAAAGGACUUGUCGGAAAUCCUGAAGGCGCUGAAAACUGAACGGGAGAAGAGACUGGAGCUGCAGGCUAAGUUCGAGAAUCUGAAACCAAAGGCUAACGUGGUCUAGGGUCCCGCCCGGAGGGGGCUUGUCCUGGCCGUGGGACACCGGCGCAGCGCCGCCCUCCCCCAUGGAGGGGGAGCCUCAGGCACCAUCAUCACCACCAUCCCUUUGGGACUUUGCGGGUGAGGGGAAGGGGGUUGUAGCUGGGCCUCCCCCAACUCCUCGCCGGAGACGGCCCGGAGCCCUGGGCCCCGCCCCGAAGGCUCCUCGGCCUCGCGUUAAACACCCUCCCCAAACCCAUCCUGGUCUCCCCCUCCCCCCGGCUGUCAGAAACAGAGAAAUAAAAUUGUAUUUGUA